This is a messenger RNA of Bursaphelenchus xylophilus (pine wood nematode), 787 nucleotides long. Lineage: Eukaryota; Metazoa; Nematoda; Chromadorea; Rhabditida; Aphelenchoididae. The record is from the annotation of a GenBank genome assembly.
AUGUUUACGUUAAGAGAACAACUUGAUAACAGAACCAAUGAAAAGUUCUUUUCUUCAAGCUCUCAAGUUUACAUGAGUCAUAUUACUCAUGAAGCUUGCAUGUGAGUCACGAGGGCAAAUGCGGGAGUCGUUUUGUUACAAAUACCUCUCUUCACACACGUUCUAUCUACUAAUCAAUCAAAUUCUAGAAAAAUGACUUCAAGCUUAAAAUUUUUUUCCAUUUCGAUAUUAUCCAUGGUAGUGAUGGAAAAUCCUGUAAAUUCUAUUGGAAUUGGUAGAGAACAAAGUGCAGGAGUCAAAGGGAUAUUGUUGUGCAAAGGCGAGCCAGCUUACAAAGUGGAAGUCAAGCUGUAUGACGAGGAUUUCGGUGAGUUUUACCUUAUUUUAGGUGGGAAGACACCCGUGUCUAUUAUCAGUCCAAAAAAGUACAUAAAAUUCCUUUCCUUAGGCCUGGACCUCGAUGAUUUGCUAGAUAGUGGCAUGACCAAUGCCAUGGGCGAAUUUCAGCUUCAGGGAUCGACGUAUGAGUUCAUGACUAUCGACCCAAAGCUCAAUGUUUACCACGACUGCGAGGAUUCAAUGGUAAGCAAAAAAAGUCGUAUUUUACAACCUAAACACCUGUAAAAUUGAAAUAAAAUUGAUCUUACAGCCUUGCCAACGAAAAUUCUCUAUUGAGAUCCCGAAACGAUACGUUUUCGAUGGUGAACGACCUGGAUUUGUCUAUGAUAUUGGAGUAGUCGAGUUGUCUGGAGAAAUGCCCGAUGAAUCACGUGAUUGCCUCCAUUAA